This is a messenger RNA of Camelus dromedarius (Arabian camel), 4484 nucleotides long. RefSeq names its product deoxyribonuclease 1 like 2 (gene DNASE1L2). NCBI's taxonomy places the organism in Eukaryota, Metazoa, Chordata, Mammalia, Artiodactyla, Camelidae. Gene Ontology annotation, cellular component: nucleus. Gene Ontology annotation, molecular function: deoxyribonuclease I activity; DNA binding. Gene Ontology annotation, biological process: DNA catabolic process. The record is from RefSeq and is a predicted model, not a curated record.
CACCUUGGUGGUGUGUAGGUGUUAUUGGCAUGUGGACAGGCAGCCUCCUGCCACUGCCCUGCCCAGCUGGAGCUGUGACCCCAACCUCCUUGAGUCCUGCCGAGGUAGGGGGAAGGGGGUGCUGCUUCCCAGCCUCCAACCCUGGGGCUGCGCUGGGGCUGAGGAAUGAGGCUGGACAACCAGGAGCCUUGGCUUUUUACCCUGAGGGGACGGGUAGGAGAUAUGGGGCAGGAGGAAUGGGGCUGGUCUUUCCUGCCUGUGCUGCCUUGUUUCCCUGAGGGGGUGCAGCUUGAGGAGGGAGAUUCUGGGUGACCUAGUUUCUCCAGGGCGGGGAUGAGAGCAAGGCCUGGACCAUGGGCAUGGCUGGUUGGUCCUCUUCCCCAGUCCUGAUGCAGCUUGUGGGCAGACAGGGCCUUCUGAGUCUGUUCUGACAGGCGUGGGGGCAGCAGAGCAGUCUCAGGGUGGAUGUCCUGCUGCCUUGUCCUGGGGUGAGGGUAGAGGUGGGGGGGUCUCCUGGGAAUGGGAGCUGGGACUUACAGUGUCCAAAUUAGUGGAGGGGGCGGGACCCAGCACAGUCUGGCCCCUCCCUGGACCAGGGCUUCAAAUUACCACCAAGUUGGGGUGCCAGCGCUGCUGCUGGACCGAGCCCUUGAAGUCUGUUCACUCUCAGCCUGGACCUCAGAUCUUCACUGGGACCCAGAUCCUGAGCCUCUGACAGGCCUAUCCACAUCCCUCAGCGGGCCCCUGGCCUUACUGACAGCGCUCUGGGCGCUGGGGGCCUCUGGAGUCGCGGCGCUGCGCAUCGGAGCUUUCAAUAUCCAGAGCUUUGGCGACAGCAAAGUGUCAGACCCAGCCUGCGGCAGCGUCAUCGCACAAAUCCUGGCUGGCUAUGACGUUAUGCUCGUGCAGGAGGUGCGAGACCCCGACCUGAGCGCCGUGUACGCGCUCAUGGAGCAGAUCAACAGCGUGUCCAAACAUGAGUACAACUUCGUGAGCAGCGAGCCCUUGGGUCGGGACCAGUACAAGGAAAUGUACCUGUUCGUCUACAGGAAGGACGCGGUGUCGGUCGUGGAGACGUACCAGUACCCGGACCCUGAGGAUGCCUUCAGUCGUGAACCUUUCGUGGUCAAGUUCUCAGCACCUGGCUCUGGUGAGGCACCGCCCCAUGCUGGCCCCGCCCCUCCUGCGGGCCCCGCCCCAACCCCUUGCCCACAUACUCCCGCAGCUGCCAAGAAGUUGGUGCUGAUUCCGCUGCAUGCCGCACCGCACCAGGCCGUGGCCGAGAUUGACGCGCUCUACGACGUGUACCUGGACGUGAUCGACAAGUGGGGCACCGACGACAUGCUGUUUCUGGGCGAUUUUAACGCUGACUGCAAAUACGUGCGGGCUCAGGAUUGGGCGGUCAUCCGCCUGCGCAGCAGCGAAGUCUUCAAGUGGCUCAUCCCAGACAGCGCCGACACCACGGUGGGCAACUCAGACUGUGCCUACGAUCGCAUCGUGCUCUGUGGCGCCCGCCUGCGCAGUAGCCUGAAGCCCAUGUCGGCCGCUGUCCACGACUUUCAGGAAGAACUUGGCCUGGACCAGGCUCAGGCCCUUGCUAUCAGUGACCAUUUUCCUGUGGAGGUGACCUUCAAGUCCCACUGACAGCUCUGAGGCCUGGCCAGAGCACAACGCCUGCAGACUCUGGCCACAAGCAACUGUCUUACAAGAGUUCUUCAGGGUGGCUAGCUAACCCCAGCAAGGCUGAAGGGCAGGGUCAGCAGGGCCUGGAAAAGUGAUGUGACCACUUGGAACCUGUUUCCCCAACUAUGAACUGGGCUGCCACCACCUACCUCAUAGGGUUGUGAGAAGCACCUUGUAGAGUGCUGGGGACACAGCUGAGCUCAAUAAAUACUCAGCCAAGACCACACACCUGUCAGCUCCGAUGCCUCAUGUCAUUUCUUAGGACUCAGCCCUUCUGGGGCACAAACCUUGGUCCUGCAGUUCAGUGGGUCUCUGGUCCCAGCCCCCUUAGAGGACAGGGACAGCCAGCCCUGCCCAUUCCACAUCCUGCUGGGUACCAGCCAACUCCAGACCAGGCUGGCUUCAGAAGGCAGCUCGUGUGCUCACUGGUUGUUCUUUGUUUCUGCAAACUGCUUUCAAGAACUUGUACUAAACCAGCAGUUUAGAUGAAGCCUUAAGCAAAUUUUGUAUCAUCCUCACUUAAUAAUGAAGUAGAUGUUACAUAAUUGCCAGCAAGAAGUAAGUGUCCAGACAGUAUAUGUUUAGAUGGUGGGGGUGUGUGUGUGUUAGGAAAUUACUGCCCACAGAUGAAAUGCAGCCCACCACCUGCUUUUGUAUGGCCUGUGAACCAAGAGUGAUCUUUACACUGUUAAACAGUUAAAAAAAAAAUCCAAAGGAGAAUCCUAUUUCGUGACAUAUGAAAAUUAUAUGAAGUUCAAAUUUUAGUGUCCAUCAAUAAAGUUGAUUGGGUCUCAGCCAGGCUCAUUCGCUUAAAAAAAAAAUUGUACUGAGGGCAGCAGGGGAUAAGUGCUCACACACACUCACACACAUGUAGGGUUGAUGUACAAAGCCAACCUCCAGGCCCUGCUGUUCCCCCUAUAGCCCCAAUUCCCAGGCCUGCAGGACCCUUCAGGCGCUUGUUUAUGUCAGGGUCCUGCCACACCCAGCGCUGCAGUCCUUGGGGAGGUCAGGAAGGCUGGCCCCUGCCCUCAGCUGGUCAGCAGCCCAGGGACAUUUGGAGAGCCCCCUUAGUGGUGAGCAGGUGGAUUGGGUUAAGGUCCUGCCCAUAGAACCCAAACAGCGCACAGUGGUUCAGCCCCUUCAAAGGUGCCUCCCUGGUAGGUUCCUCCUCAGGAGCCCUGGGCAAGGCAAGGACUUAUCAGGGAGAACAGUGGCCUCUUUCUCAGGUAAGCCCAACACCUGAGGAUUGGGAAUAAGCACAGCUGGGGUACACAGUGUAACUGACAGGAGCCCCAUGAGGUUUCUGGUUUUCAAAGCAUCUCGACUUUGGCAGGAUUUGAGAGCUGAUCUGAAUUGUACGGGAGAGGAAAACUUUUGUUUCAAGAGUUUGGACAAGCUUCUCUUGCUAGCUCUUUCUAAAAUAAGAUUUAGGAUGCUUGUAAUGUAAAAUGCUUCACAAGGAAUGUCUCCCUCACCUCAGUUCCUCUGAAAUUUGUACAUGCCUUCCAUCCAAACACACCAAACAUGGCUGCCCAAGGGCUUUUCCCUGUGUCAGGGGUGUGGGUGGGGGUCAUGUGUGGCUUGUUAUGGCCCACGACUGCCUGGCCUUAUGCCUCUAGCAAUCAGGCAUCCCACCAGCCAAGGACUUUAUUCUGCUUUGGCAAAGGAGACAGUCAGGGGUGACAUUGUUGAGGUCGAGAAUGGCCCCACUUGUCAGGUUAUGAUUCCCAAAUCGAGACACUGCUUGCCAGUUGUGCCCCUCUGCCCACCUGCCAGGCACAAAAGGCACUCAUGGGUGGCGGCGUGUUUUGGGACUAUGGCUACGAGGCACUGGGCCUUCUAGGAAGAUCAGCAAAACAAAGAGCUGAAAGUACUUUUAAAUGGAAAAUACCUUAUUUAAAAUCCCUUGGAACCACAGGAGAGGGCAUACGGCUAAGAGCCCUGCGUGGGCAGCCCAGCCCUUAGCCUUUUAUUCACUUGAGUUUUUCUAAGUAGGUCUUCAGGGACUUCUGGAUGGAGUCCCUGGAGAUGACGCUGACGAUGUACUGGAUGUCAGUGUCACGCUGCUUCAGCAGGUGGUCUGCAGUGGGCUUUUGCAUCAUGUUCUUGGUCAGCUGUCGAGUGUGAUCUAAGGAAAAUGGGGUCCCCGGGUAAAGACCCACAAUCUGGGACAGUGGCAUCAUUCCCAGCCCUGCCAAGAGAAUUCCUGUUGGAACUCUGGUAGAAAGCUUAGAAAAUACAGAGUAAGGAAGGAGAAGAAAAUGAAAAUCAUCUGUUUCCUACUGAGACACAUGGCAUAACCAUUAAAAGAACGACACAGCAAUUAGCACCAAGAUGGAGGAAGAGUCAACUCCCAGUAGACCUUGAGCAUCAUUAUAUGCUUAGUGUAAUAUAUUAACAUGCUAAAUGAUACUUCCAUAGGCGCCAUGAAAAUUUCAAGGUUUAUCAUAAAAGGUCAAAAAGUGGGUGAUGGCCCAAUUCUUGGGAAUCCCAGCUCCUUCUCCAAAGUAGUUGGAAUAACCCUCCCACUUAUUAACAUAUGAAGUUACUGAGCCCAUUAAAAACUUACAACCCUGCACCUCGUGGCCUUUCUUUUGCCUUUUGAGAAGGCCCCCAUUCUGUCUGUGGAAUGUGUAUCUCUUGCCUUCAGAGACAGCAUGCCCUCUGUCUAUGGAGUGUGUAUCUACUUAUACUUUAAACUAAACUCCACCCCCCACCUCAUGGAUUUUCUGGCUUUCUGACAUGGCCUGCACUUGGUCUGUGGAGUAUGCAUCUCUCUGAAUAAACCUACUUUUACUCAA